AUAUUUCUAUGACAAUGGCUUCCAAACUCUCCCCAUUGUGCAACACUUUUCUCCUAUUCAUGCUCUUCUCCUGCUCUCCAUCUCUUGCUAGCUCCUCUACUUCCCCAAGUACCAUUUGCAACUCCACACCCCACCCAUCAUUCUGCAAAUCCAACUUACCACCACAUGAGCUCAGCACCAUUCAUGACUAUGGCUGGUACUUCCUGCACCAGUCCUUAUCAUCAGCAAAAGACUUUCUUUCGCUAGUCAAAUCAUACCCAAUAUUCCAUUCCUCAUAUUCUAAACCAACCGUUCAUGCCCUCAAAGAUUGUCAACUUUUAGCUGACUUGAAUGUGGAUUUCUUGUCAAAAACUUUUCAAACUAUUAGCUCCACAAAAAGUCUAAAUAGCAUGCAAACCAAGGAUUUGCAUACAUUGCUUAGUGCCACUUUGACAAACCAAGAAACAUGUUCUGAUGGCCUGCAAGAGUUAACAUCUGAGUUAGACUCUAGCCUUAAAAAUGGUCUCUUGGGUCCUCUCUCUAAUGGAACUAAGCUUCAUAGCAUAUCACUUGCUCUUUUUAAGCAUGGUUGGGUUCCAAAGAUAAAUCCAGAGAGUUUCCCAUGGCCAACAGAAAAAAAGCACAUAAUGUUUCCCAAUAUGGAAAAGAUAAUGAAGGGUCUUUUGCCUUUAAAAUUGUCCAUAUCUGGAAGAAGGUUGCUUCAAACAACUUUUGGCAAUGUAUUGGCGAGCCAAACGGUGUUUGUGAACCCAGAUGGUAGUGGAGACUUCACCACUAUCAAUGAUGCUGUGGCUGCUGCACCAGAAAAGACUGAUAUUAGUGAUGGAUACUUUGUCAUUUACAUUGCAGCUGGGGUUUAUAAUGAGUAUGUUUCCGUCGACUCUAACAAGCACUAUUUGAUGAUGAUUGGGGAAGGUAUUGGCCGGACUGUGAUCACAGGCGAUCACAAUUAUGUCGAUGGUUCGAGUACAUUCGAUUCUGCAACAUUUGCUGUAGUUGGGCAAGGGUUUGUUGCUAAGGAAAUAACCUUUCGUAACACAGCCGGACCAAGCAAGUACCAAGCUGUGGCUGUACGAAAUGGGGCUGACCUGUCCACAUUUUAUAAAUGCAGUUUUGAAGGCUAUCAAGACACAUUAUAUACCCAUUCUCUUAGGCAAUUUUAUAAAGAAUGUGAUAUUUAUGGUACAAUUGAUUUCAUAUUUGGCAAUGCAGCAGUUGUGUUCCAAGAUUGCAACAUUUAUCUACGACUUCCAUUACAUGGCCAGUACAAUGUUAUCACUGCGCAAGGCAAAACAGAUCCAAAUCAAAAUACUGGGACUUCCAUACAUCUUUGUAGCAUUAGAGCAGCUGAGGAAUUAAAUGGAACAGAAACAUAUCUAGGAAGGCCAUGGAAGGAGUAUUCAACAACUGUUUAUAUACAAUCUUUUAUGGAUAACCUAAUUAAUCCUUUAGGUUGGCACACAUGGAAUGACACUGACUUUGCUCUUGAUACAUUAUAUUAUGGGGAAUAUGAUAACACGGGGCCAGGAUCAGACACUAGCAGCCGAGUUACAUGGCCUGGUUACCAUGUCAUGAAUGAAGAUGAGGCGAAUCAGUUCACUGUUUGCAAUUUUAUUCAAGGAGAUGAAUGGUUGCCUGCAACACAAGGGCCUUACACUUGUGGUUUAGUAUAAGUUGCAGUUUGAGAUCCUUCAAUAUCUCUCUUUAAUAUUGUACUUGUAGCUACUUUUCUAUUAUCAUUUCAAUAAUAUCCGAUCCUAGAUUUGGAUGGUGUACUCAAAGCAA
Molecule: messenger RNA, 1785 nt
Organism: Quercus robur (English oak)
Lineage: Eukaryota; Viridiplantae; Streptophyta; Magnoliopsida; Fagales; Fagaceae
Product: pectinesterase-like
Exons: 2
Coding region: 9-1673 (554 amino acids)
Biological process (GO): cell wall modification
Molecular function (GO): pectinesterase activity; pectinesterase inhibitor activity
Source: RefSeq, a predicted model, not a curated record